GCGGAUCGAAACGGUGCUGAAAUCUCACAGGUGUUGUAGAGAGGUCGCCUGGACUCGUUCACUCAGACCUGUUCGGCUAAUCGGCUAAACUAUUACAUCCAAUCAAAUCUCAACUCUUUUCAUUCUUUUUUUUUGUCCCGGUCUCAAAUUUUUCUGUUUAUAUCGACUUUAACCUUUUGCACUAUUUUACCGCAGAUGAUUUUUUUUGUUUCUUUGUUUGUUUUGUUUGAAGGAAUAAUGUCUAUUUGUGUCGAUUUUCCUCCGUUAGCUAUCAAAGAUAUCAAAUAUUAGAUUAUCACGCUGCAGUAAGCUAACGCGCGUGGGGGGGGAAACAAAGUCCACAGGAGGUGAGCGCGCGCUUCCCGCGCUCUGCGAGUGAGAGGCUUUCGUCCGCUCGCGCGCAGUCAUUAACGGUCGCUGCUGGGAGUGUGUGUCUGACAACGACAGGAAAAAAAACAUUUCCCAAGUAGUAUCAUCAUCAUCAUCAUCAUCAUCACCAUCAUCAUCCUCAAGAGAGAGAAAGAGAGAGAGAAAACAGACAUCUUAAAACGUUUUAACGUUGCCCACGAAAAGCCGGGAUCUGUCUCUAAAUCAAGACAUUUUUAUAAUAUCCUAAGAAAUCAAAGGCUCUUUGCUCAGCCGAAACUCCCAGAAACACAUACACGAGUCUUUUUUUUUUUUUGGACAUUUACUUCAUUUCUCAUGCAGCAUUCCUACGUCAUUAAGUUAGUUCUGGAUAUAUCUACAGAGAAACAUUAGUCCUGCUUUAGCAAACAUAUCAUUUUGUGACUACACUUACUGAUCUGUGAUUACAGAGAGCCUUAAAGAAACUUUUGAGAGAGGGAAUGAAAGAAAGGAAAAACAAGUCAACUUCUUUUCAAAUCAGCAAAAUUUCAUGAUAUAAUCACUACAGUAAUUGUUUUGCCCAUAGUAUUGCAGUAAAUCUACUAUUAUUAGGAAUCCAGAGCUCACUUGUAUCUUUGUAUUCUUUUUUUCCUUCCACUCCGUUAUAUUUUCAACUGCCACCCUUCAGUCUCUCUUCCUUUCCUUCCUGUAAUCCCUUAGCCCCAUUUCCUCUCUGUAUGCUCCACACUCUUCUCAGCCCGUUCACCUCAUCCAUAAAUUCAUCCAUUAUUCUUGUCCCCAUUGCUCUUAUCCUUCCUUAGACAUCUUUGUUGCUGGCAUUCAUUUUUAUACACAGAAAAAAAAAACAUAAUCCCCCUUUUCAUACUGCCAGUGUGUGUUUUUUUUGCACUACACCAUCCACACUGGCGGGCACCAUUCCGCCCAAAGGAGAAGAGGACUUUCUUGCGCUGGCCGCCUCUCGGCUCAGCCGCCGCAAGCGCGUCAUUGGGGCGGCAGUAGGUGUGGCCAUGGUGCUUAUUCUCUUGGUUGCCAUACCUCUAUUGGUUCACAGCACCAAAGGGGGUGGAGCUGGGAGUGCCGGAAGUCAUUAUGAAAUGCUUGGCAGUUGUCGCAUGGUCUGUGACCCCUACACCACAUCACAACAUGGCCAGGAAUUGACAUCUGUAUCACCGCGGCCUCCUGAGAUCACAAGCCGAAGAGGGAAGCCUGGAUACAGAGGGCCUCCGGGACCCCCAGGUCCACAAGGACCCCCUGGAGAGCCAGGAAAGCCUGGACCACAAGGACCCCCAGGACCUGGCCCAAAUGGUUAUGUGCCAUCUAUCUACACCCCAAAAAUUGCUUUCUAUGCAGGCCUGAGGAAGCAGCACGAAGGAAGUGAAGUGCUCAAGUUCGACGAUGUGGUCACCAAUGUGGGCAACUACUAUGAACCCACGACUGGAAAGUUCACUUGUCCCCUCCCUGGCAUCUACUACUUCACCUACCACGUUCUCAUGAGAGGAGGAGAUGGAACCAGCAUGUGGGCAGACCUAAAAAAAAAUGGACAGGUGAGGGCCAGUGCUAUCGCCCAGGAUGCAGACCAGAAUUAUGACUACGCUUCUAACAGUGUGAUCCUGCAUUUGGAUGUAGGGGAUGAGGUGUGUGUGCAACUAGACGGGGGCAAAGUCCACGGGGGAAACACCAACAAAUACAGCACCUUCUCCGGGUUCCUCAUCUACCCUGACUGAUUAUUCAUUACUACAUAACUGCUCACAAUGCUGCUCAGUAUAUACACACACACACACACACACACACACACACACACACACACACACACACACACACACACACACACACACACACACACACACAGACCUGAAAUAAGGGACAUGCACAUGUUUUGAUGCUGGGGGCAUAAGGGCUUCCCUGACAUGAUAUCAUGAGCAAGUUGUUACUUUCAUUAAGCAGGUUCUUUUCAGACAUGUUGUUUGUAUGAGUAUGCAAAUGAUGGUAAUAUGCUCUACUUAUAUGAAUGCAAAUUUCCAAAAAAAAAAAAAAGUGUAUAAUAGAUAAUGCGUAUAGAAAUAUAUCUACUGAAGUGUUAUCCUCCCUCAGCACUUACAGCAUUAGGUGUACAUGUGUUGAUGUUAUACAAGUCGCAUCAUUUUUUGCGUGUCUCACUUCAGUAUUUAAUUUCCUUCACACGUCUCUGGGUGCACGUUCCUGAAGUUGGACAAAGCUGUUAUACACACAGCCAAGGCUUGGUGGAAGAGAUUUCCAUGGUCUUGUUUUCACUAACAGGAGGACUGAUUGGAUAGCGUGGCACAGUUCAAUACAAUGACAUAUGUAUGCGCACACACACCACCACUGUGGGCCUGUGAUUAAUCUAAGUUCCCUGGUUCAAUUAAUUUGACUUAAAGUGAUCGCUUUGGCUGUCAGUGUGGAAUUGGAGAUACGGCCUGUGCGCAUGGACAUGCGGGGUGUGUGUGUGUUCAAACACACAGUGCUUGAGCUGUGUGAAAAUAGAUUAUCAAUGUGUCUGAGCCCUGCCCCAGAAUAAAGCAUUGAUAUACUGGCGUAGCUAUCUCCAGCUUGACUAAUGAUAAAAUCUGACCAAAAUAGGAAGUAAUAUAAUCCAAAGAUUCUGUCUAAAAGGUGUUUUUUUUUUUUGCCUUACAAAAGCUAACAGUGAUGAAGUACACUGAUUUUAUUUAAAUUAAACAAAUUGGUUUAAUUGCUAAAAGUAUCUGUUCAUGCUUCGUUAAACUCUUCUCAUGUGAUAAUUGAAAUGUAAUGACUGCUAAAUUAAGCAAAUCAGAUCUGAAAAAAAAAAUGAAAAGGAAAUGCUCAACAUUAGCAGCGAUUUGUAUUUUGUUUAUGCAAAUUUUGAACGGGUAAUAUAGCUACAUUUUCCAACUAUAAAUGGAUUUUUGAAUUCUCUGAUUGUAUUGUAUUUUAUGUGUUUGUAAAAGUAUAUCAUGGCCAAAUGCAUAUUAAUUAUUUAUUUUAUUUUUCAAAAAAUAUUUUUUUCAAAAAAAUUAACAUUUAGGGCAGUCCUGAGUGUGUGUUUGUAAUACAGUAUGUUUCAGUUGUAGCAGAAAUUAUACAGAUUCUCUGCAUCAUACGGUGUUCCUGUAAUUUUACUGAACUGUGUAAUCAGAAAUGGUCGAUUCUGGAAAUCUUACAGUAAUUCUGUGCACAAUGGGAUUUGGCAGGACACAAGUGAAGCUAUGUGCAAAUAUAACAAAAUGCAAAUACACAUCAAUACAUCCAUAAAUCAAGCUUCAUUUCGUCUCAUAACAACAACUCUAUAAUAAAGAAUGUGUAAAUAGCA
Molecule: messenger RNA, 3676 nt
Organism: Tachysurus fulvidraco (yellow catfish)
Lineage: Eukaryota; Metazoa; Chordata; Actinopteri; Siluriformes; Bagridae
Gene: c1ql4a
Product: complement component 1, q subcomponent-like 4
Exons: 3
Coding region: 1374-2090 (238 amino acids)
Molecular function (GO): protein binding
Source: RefSeq, a predicted model, not a curated record